This is a messenger RNA of Nematocida ausubeli, 1731 nucleotides long. RefSeq lists its product as uncharacterized. Bases 1 to 1731 code for a protein of 576 amino acids. The transcript has a single exon. The record is from RefSeq and is a predicted model, not a curated record. Gene Ontology annotation, biological process: mitotic DNA replication checkpoint signaling; DNA replication initiation; mitotic G2 DNA damage checkpoint signaling. Lineage: Eukaryota; Fungi; Microsporidia.
AUGAAGCCUGUCCAGUUUACUACUACAGGCCUGUCUUCAUUGGAAAAGAGUCUUAUCAUAAGGCUAUUCAAAGGCACAGAAUAUAUCCUGGAGGAAACAAUGACAUCAAGUAUUUCGUAUCUUUUAUCAAAUAAAAGUACAUUUACAGAGAAGAGAAUUCUUGCUGAGAGGUGGGGUAUUCCUGUGAUUAGCAUUAUGUGGGUGUAUAAGUCACUGUCUCAAAAGAGCAUCUUGCAGUUUAAAUUAAGAAAGUAUGAAGGAUGCGUCUUCUGUACAUCUGGAAUUACAAAUGACUUAUUUAUAAACUAUUAUAGAUUGCAUGGUGCAUACCACUCAUCAGUUCUCACUCGGUACUGUGACUUUCUGGUGGUUAAUUCAUUAGAACAAGAUACUGAUAAGAUUAUGUAUGCGAAAGAGUGGAAUAUUCCAAUUAUCACAGCAGAGACAGUCUUUGAUGACAGAAUUACAUUCUUCAUGAAGACCAUACAGUACGAGAGUUUUAUUAGUGAGCCUCUUACGGAUGAAAUAUUCAAUGGAAAGAUAUUUUACUUUGAAGGAGAGACAGAGAUACAUAAAUUAGUACGGCGGCUGAUAAUUGAGCAUGGUGGGAAUAGAGUUGAGGAACCAGGGCCUGAUGUAGACUAUUCAAUCUAUUUUGGGAGUGAUGGAAAAGGAAGGAAUCUUGUGUGGUACCAAUGGAUCUUAGACAGUGCAGACCUAGGGACCCUUCUGUCCUCUGAAGGAUACGAAGUGCAUCAUGCAGAACUUCCUUCACUUCCAUUGGAAAAUAUGAUUAUUUUCCCUAUAGUCUGCAAAGAAGAAGGUCUUAGAACAAAAAACAAAGUGAAUGCCCUUGGGGGUGAAGUGUCGAUGCAAAUAAGCAGCAAAAUAACCCAUUGCAUUGUUGAAAGGAAAAGCAGACAGCUUCAAAGCAAGAUGCAAGUAUACAUGAAGACGUACAAAAUACACGUGUGCUUUUUGGAGUGGCUGAACCAGUCUAUAUACUAUAUGAAAAAACUAAAUGAAAAUAAGUUUGAAAUGCCGGUGGGCCUUAAAACUAUCCCGGAAUCAGUGAUGGACAGGACGGAAAUGCGAAAAAGGGCAUCUGUCAAAUAUAUGCCUGGAAAUCUUGAUGGAUGGAAGGUUCAAUUUACAGGCCUAGUGGACACUCUGAAGGAACAGGCAGUUAAAGUACUGCAGGAGAAAGGCGUGGCAGUAAUUGACUCCCCAGAGUACUCGCCAGAAUGUACUCAUUUAAUUGUAGGGGCAGUGAAUGUGUCAUUGAAAUUCCUGUGCGCAAUCGCAUGCGGGGCAGUUCUUAUGGACUAUCAGGUCAUUGAUGACUUAAAGCAGAAUAUCUACACGGCAGAGAAGAGCUACAAUUUGGAGACAAGAAAUAUAAAGAUUGAUGCCCCAAGGAACGAGAAGAUUAUUCGAAAAUUAAUCAGGGCAGCUCCUGUAUGGAAGGCCAAGAAAGAGAAAUGCAAGAAAAAGGCAUUUACAGGCUGGAGAGUACAUAUACUAGCGACCAAGGACACAGCCAGGAUAGAACAACUAAUUGAAAAUGGUGGAGGUGAAGUGGUAGUCCAUGGGGGUGAUGAAAAUAUUCAUAAAAAUAGUUUCUAUUUUGUGGAUGCUGCAACCAAAGUGCCACCGGAAAUACCGCCUGCACAAAUUAUUGAAAUGAAAGAUAUCAUAGGACAUCUAGCACAAGCUAAGCAGAUUGGAUAA